UAUAAAUGUGGUAAAACAAGAAUGAGUGCCACAUUAUUAAAAAAUUCAGAACUACAAUUUGGUGCAACGACUUUCUUUGCAAAGGAACACAAAGGUGAAACCUGCGGUAGUAAUGGCCUUCCGUUAACUCCCAAUUCUAUAAUAAUAUAUGGGAAAGCACAAAAAUUGAAGCUGUUCAAACAUCCAAAUUUAUGUACCUACCUCGAUAUUAUUCGUGGAAAGCACGAGAGAACUGUGAUUGUGUCGCAAUAUUGUGGGGUCCCAUUAUCAAAUUAUUUAAAUAAAGAGGAAUUUUCGUUUGAAGAUAUAACAAAAAUUGCCUAUCAGAUAUUUUUGGCACUAAAUUAUAUCCAUGAAAAAAAAAUUGUACAUCGUUCCUUAAGUACUGAAAACAUAUUAGUCCAAGAGAAGAAUAAUAUUAAACUGUUUAAUUAUGGUUUAUUUUAUAUGACCGAUAAUGGAAAAUUGGUUUCAUUUCCAAUCAUCCAACUCAUUUACGCAGCACCAGAAGUUUAUUUGGAUGGCCCUAAUGGAAAUCUAUCAAAUCCAAAAGUGGACGUUUGGUCAGCAGGCAUAGUACUAGCCGAAUUAGUUCUUAAUAAACCUCUAUGGCAGUCAUUAAAAGUUGGACAACGUAUACGUAAGGUUCUAAGCUUAGUACAAGGAAAUACUUCAAUAUUCGAGCGUAUUGCCAGGGAGCAUAACUGUUAUGAGAAGUAUCUGUCUGUUCCGGAUGAUUUAAAACAGGUCAUUGAGGAUUGCCUCAAUAUUAUGCCAUGUGAUCGUCCGACAGUUGACACAGUAUUAAAAAACGAAUUGUUCGCGCACUUCAAAACUGUAAAUCAAACGAACAGGAGCAAAAUAUGUGAACCAUUUGAGCAGUUUACUAUCGAAGAAUUAUAUCAUUGGUGGCAAUUAGCUGGAGGUGAUGUACUACUGGAAUUAAAAAAACAAGGCUUGAUUAGAUCCAGCCCGCCCAUAUUAUCUUUACCGCAAAUGGUGCUUAUUGAUGGUUCAAUAUUAGGCCAAGAAAGAAAUCCAGCAACAUUGUAUGAUUCUAGGAUAAUACAAAUGCCAUUAGAGGGGCUUUAUCAGCGUUUUGAACAUAUACCUCUAAACUGUUACUAUCCACUUAUACAUUCCAAAUCGGAGAUUCUUUCAAAGGCGGACGAUUCAUCAUAUAAUGCAGAAAAGUUACCUUUAGUUAUAAGGGAAAAAGACCCAGAGCAUCAGUUCCACAGAGUUAUUUUACUACGGAGAUUGUUACAUGGAUAUCCGUACACAAGAGAUCUUAUUAUUGCUGAAUCAAUUAAAGAUAUUCCACCAUUAUUACGAGGUCAAAUUUGGGCAGCUCUGUUAAACGUUAGAGGAGAUUAUCAGCAAGAGUAUAUAAAAAUAGAUAAAGAAACGCCAACUGCAACAGACCGCCAGAUUGAAGUAGACAUCCCCAGGUGUCAUCAAUACAACGAGCUGCUUUCUUCUAGUGAGGGACAUAGGAAAUUGAAACGUAUUCUAAAAGCGUGGAUAUAUAAAAAUUCGCAGUAUGUGUAUUGGCAGGGUUUAGAUUCAUUAACUGCUCCUUUUCUGUUUCUGAAUUUCAACGACGAAGCGAAAGCAUUUGCUUGUCUAUCAAAUUUUAUACCAAAAUAUUUACACAAUUUUUUUCUGAGGGAUAACUCUGCUAUUAUACAGGAGUAUUUAUCCAAGUUUUCUCAACUAAUUGCAUUUCAAGAUCCGGUUUUAGCCAAUCAUUUAGAAAGUAUCAAUUUUAUUCCAGAAUUAUUCGCAAUUCCAUGGUUUUUAACAAUGUUUUCCCAUGUUUUUCCAUUGCAUAAAAUUUUUCAUUUAUGGGAUAAACUCAUAUUGGGAGACUCGUCAUUUCCCUUACAUGUAGGAUUGUCGAUUUUAACUCAGUUGAGGGAAACAUUGCUCGCGUCUGGAUUUAAUGAAUGCAUAUUAUUAUUUUCUGAUUUACCAGAAGUGGAUAUGGAGCAGUGUGUUAACUUUUCACUUGACACGUAUAGUACUACACCGAAAAGUAUUACUGCACGUACACAACAAAGUGAAAAAUCUCCAUAUAUCGCCACAAUGGAUAUUCCUGUACAGGAUUUAAACAAAGAAAAAUUCCCAAGAAUAAGUGUAGAUGAUGUCGUAAGUUUAAUACGAGAUGACAAUGACAGGGCUAUAAUUGUAGACAUACGAAAUCCCACACAUUAUGCGAGAUCUUCAGUUAAAGGAAGCAUAAACAUUCCUUGCUCUAGCAUUACAUUUGGUGAAAUAAAUAUUGAAAAUGUUGGAAUACAUAGUUCAUUAUUGAAAAAGAAUAAAGACAAAAUAGUGGUCGUUAUUGGAUCAGAAGAAGCAAACCUAGAUAUUUUUCCCAAAUUUUUAAUACAUUGUCACAUUCCAAAGGUAUGUGUGUUACAUGGUGGAUUCAAUGUGCUCUUGCCGAUUACACCUACCGUUUUAAUACAGAAUCAAAUUUAAAGAAAUAAUCACUUUUUGGAUUAAAGCUAUAAUCCCCAUAGCUCAAUUACUGAUGGAACAACUUAAAAAAUAAGUGGACUAUGGGUGUACCUUUUAUAGUUGAAAAAAAUAAUUUUUAUCUGUC
Molecule: messenger RNA, 2611 nt
Organism: Photinus pyralis (common eastern firefly)
Lineage: Eukaryota; Metazoa; Arthropoda; Insecta; Coleoptera; Lampyridae
Product: TBC domain-containing protein kinase-like protein
Exons: 12
Coding region: 22-2487 (821 amino acids)
Biological process (GO): activation of GTPase activity; protein phosphorylation
Molecular function (GO): protein kinase activity; ATP binding; GTPase activator activity
Source: RefSeq, a predicted model, not a curated record